Prorocentrum cordatum is the source of this 1776-nucleotide messenger RNA. The record is from the annotation of a GenBank genome assembly. Lineage: Eukaryota; Dinophyceae; Prorocentrales; Prorocentraceae.
AUGCAUACAUCAUGGUUGGGCUGCGCGGACGUCGAAAACCUAGCCGACACGCCGAUAGAACAGCCCGGACAGGACCCUCGUUCCUGUCGCCCCCCACCCCACGAGUUCCGCACACUGUUGACGAAGUUGCUUGUGGCCCACAACCUCGAGGUGAGCUACCUCGAGGAAGAAAUCUCGAGGCUGUCGAACCAGCAGAACGAUGAAUCGGUACGAAAUCGGCCCAAGGGCACGCCCCACGGGCGCGCCCCGGACGCACGCCCGGGGGGCACGCCCGCGGGCGCGACCCCGCGAGGCACCACGAGGACGCCCCGCGACGAGCACAGCGACGCCCACCGCGACGCCCAACCCAGCCAGGCCAGAGGCAUCAGCGAGCCCCCAUCAGCAGCGCACGACAGCCGAUUCCCGCGCGUGCACGACGCCCAGCAGCACCACACGCCCACAGGCAACGCCGCGGCGCGGGACAGCCAGCCCAAUCUCAGAGUUCCGCCUGAAGUCUCCUUCAGCAGCGACGUGUCAGAGAGCGCCGAGGAGGACAAGCCUCCAAGUUUGUCCCCGAGUGGACGUUCGGCGGAUGCGGCAAGCCAGGAUGAUUGUGAGGACGAGGCUGUGGGUCAGCUCGGCCGCGGCCAGUACGUGUGGCAGUGGCAGCGCACCACGGGUGGCUUUCGUAACUACACUGCGGAUCAGAAUGACCAGAUCGAGAAGGCCUACCAGCGCGGCCAGUCCAAGGUGCGCAUCAAGAGCGGGCAGGAUGGUAAGACGGUGAUGGAGAUGUUCUUCGUCGAUAUGGUCCAGUUGGACCCCAAGUCACGUAACACCCGGAGCGUUCGCCGGGUUUGUGUCAAGGUUUGGUACGUCGAGUGGAGGCGUCAUGCCCACGCCGUGGUGAGGUCGAUUUUCCAUGGCGGGUCACGCUGGGAGUCCUACGAGAAGUACAAGAAGCGCCAGCACGGCUUGCUCGGAAUAGGUGAAGGAGAAAAGGAGGGUGACCUGUCUUUUAGUCACCUCGGGCCAGUCGACACAUUUUCCAGUCAAAUUGUUUAUUCUGAAAAAGCCGACAACAUCUGCACUAGGAUGACUGAGAGCUCCGUCUUUUUCGUGGUCGCGAUGCUAUUGACGUUGCUGAACCUGCUAUGGAUCGGGAUCAGCACGGAGCUUGGCGAGUUCAACCAGAGUUUGUGGAAUCGGGGCACAGAGUCCAUUAUAAUCGAGCAUAUCUUCACGCUUUACAGUAUUGUCGAGAUCGUGCUCCAAAUCAUGAGCAUGAAGCACAGGUCAAAGUGCUUUUUCAGCCCCUGGUUCCGCCUUGACGCAGCGUGCACUGUUGCAAUCGUGCUGGAGGUUCUCGUGGCCCCCCAGGUGCCAGCCGCCGCAGGUUCCCUGCUCGCCUACCAGGUGCUGCGACUGACGCGGCUGGUGUGGCUGCUCAAGUUGACGCGCGCAAGGCGGGCCGUGGGGGCUAUUCUGAACGGGAUGGCCAGUGGCAUGCGCUCGGCGGCUGACGUCUGGAUCCUUAUCGCCGUCCUCCUGUACACCUGUGGCGUGCUGCUCACCGCCACCAGCCAUCGCAGCGAGCAUCUGAGGGAGCGGUACUUCGGGUCUGUGGGUCACACGAUCUUGUCGCUGCUUUCCCACGGCGUUGCCAUGGACGGUCUUAGUGAAUUCUUCGACGACUUGCGUGCUCAUCACGCGAUCUUCGAAGCGUCGGUGUUUGCCACGUUCGUGUUCCUGACCUAUUUCGGGCUGUUGAACAUGCUUGUUGGUGUUUUUUUGUAA